Pecten maximus is the source of this 1958-nucleotide messenger RNA. Its product is annotated as DNA oxidative demethylase ALKBH2-like. The transcript has 3 exons. NCBI's taxonomy places the organism in Eukaryota, Metazoa, Mollusca, Bivalvia, Pectinida, Pectinidae. Bases 88 to 858 code for a protein of 256 amino acids. The record is from RefSeq and is a predicted model, not a curated record. Gene Ontology annotation, biological process: DNA repair.
GUGUCAAUUCAGCUUUAUUUUUAGUGCGGGGAUUCCCGAAUGUCUACCCAGAGGAGAGUAAACAACUUUUUGAUAGAUUAAGAUAGCAUGGACCGGUAUGCGAAAAAGAGGAAACUCCAAGCGGACGAUACAGAGGACGAAUCGACGAAUACAUCUCAAGUCGCAUCUAAAGAUGAAACCGAGCACGAACCCAGUCAACCGGACACUACAAUGUCCAAGUCUGUGAAAUGGCGGCAGUACACUUCAAAAGACUUGGACUGUAGCUACACUACUCUUUACUCAAGGUCAGAAGCUGACGAUCUCAUUUCAGAAUGCGAGAGGUCUUUGGAAUAUUAUACUGGGCAGAUGACUCGGGUAUUUGUGUUCGGAAAAUGGCAUAAUAUACCAAGGAAGCAGGCAGCCUAUGGCGACGACGGUUUGUCCUACAGCUAUUCCGGAAACACCGUAGCUGCCAAACCAUGGACACCAUUGUUGAACAAUAUCAGAGACCGUGUCUCCAAUGCCACUGGGUUCACCUUCAACUUCGUUCUCGUAAACAGGUAUAAGGAUGGACGUGACCACAUCGGAGAACAUCGGGAUGAUGAGCGGGAACUUGUACCAAGGCAUCCUAUUGCGUCUCUGUCGCUAGGACAACCACGAAACUUUGUUUUCAAACAUGCCAAGUCGAGGGGGAAGAAUGCAACACAGAAGAUUGCCCCAGUAACGAUAAAACUCGGACACGGCAGUCUUCUGAUGAUGAACUAUCCGACCAACACUCACUGGUACCAUUCUCUGCCACAGCAGAAAUCUUUAUUGGGAGUCAGAAUUAACAUGACCUUUCGAAAAAUCGACCCCUCUAAAAUGACACCGGUGAAGUGAGCAUGUCCAUUCAUGGUAAAUCGAUUAUUACUCGAUCCAUGCAUUCAACGGGCCCGAAAAGUUGUACUUCAAGCGCCACACUUGAGAGAACUCGAGUACAGCUCAAAAUGUACAAGCAUUUGAACUUCGUCAUGAAGGUUUCAACAUUAUCUCAGGUCUCGUGCAGUAAUUACUUGGACUAUAUUUCCUCCCGAUUGUCUUUUUGAUGAACAAUUUUAAUCACACCAAUGAAUAAAGCUGAACACGUAUUCAUGCACGACGACGACGAUGAGGAGAAAAUGUACGAACUGCAAUGGCUCCCACAAAUACACUUACAUUGGGUUAUUUUACCUAGAAUUAGUAAAGGAGGUUUCUAGUUAUCGAUUUGUACAUGCGUUAUAAAUUAGUAGAUCCAUCCGUGGCACUUAAAACAUGUGUGCUAAAAUGUCUCGUAAACCCCUCGAUAGGUUUAGAUUAUAUGCAGCAAGGUUUACACUAAAUACGAUAUUUGAAUGUCACGGAUUGGGACCAAUGGCGAAAUACCAUAUUUAACCAUUUGAAAUGAGAAUCAUAUGUUACAGGUUUCCAUAGACCUUCAAUGGAUUUGGUCCGUAAUUACACAAUUGUUUCAUAUAUUUAACAUCCACUUCGUUGGUCAUUUAUCAAAGAUAAAGGACACAUUAACCACUUUGGAAAAUUAUGGCACGUAAGUAUUUCAAUUGCUGUGUUAAAGGAAGGGAAUCGCGAUUUCUACAACACUUGAGGAGUUUAAGUUACAGCCAUUAGAAAUGAUCUUAAGCUACAUAUGUAUGGAACUCUUAGAAAUGAUUUUAAACUACAUGUGUAUGGAACCAAUAAAAUGAUCUUAAGCUACAUGUGUAUGGAACUAUUAGAAAUGAUUUUAAACUACAUGUGUAUGGAACCAAUAAAAUGAUCUUAAGCUACAUAUGUAUGGAACUCUUAGAAAUGAUUUUAAACUACAUGUGUAUGGAACCAAUAAAAUGAUCUUAAGCUACAUGUGUAUGGAACUAUUAGAAAUGAUUUUAAACUACAUGUGUAUGGAACCAAUAAAAUGAUGUUAAGCUACAUGUGAAUGGAACCAAUAAAAUGAUGUUAAGCUA